This is a messenger RNA of Pan troglodytes (chimpanzee), 3817 nucleotides long. RefSeq names its product putative UPF0607 protein ENSP00000381418. The record is from RefSeq and is a predicted model, not a curated record. Lineage: Eukaryota; Metazoa; Chordata; Mammalia; Primates; Hominidae. The transcript has a single exon. Bases 352 to 1602 code for a protein of 416 amino acids.
CUGGGCCAGGUGCCAGGCGGAAGCGCUCUGGCAGAUCAGCCCCGCACCCCCAACAGCCCCACAGGGGGCCCAUCCAGGGCCACACACCUGCCCCCAGGAGCAGGACGUCCCUGAGGCUAGAGUCCAGGGGAACCGGUGGAAGGGUCUCACCCUUUGCCCUUUGACUCCUCUUGUAGGCACCCUCGCUGGGCUCCUAAGCACUCCUCCACACCCUAGCUCUGUCACCAGCCCCAUAGUGAUAUCAUAAGCUCCCAGAUGCCCAGUGUGCACCCGGCCACAGAGAAGUGGGUGACUUAGGAGUAUCCUCUCCGCUUCUCACCCUUAGUUUCGUCUGUGCACAACUCGCUCAAAAUGGGCAACUCACUAAGCGUAUUUUGUUCCUGGUUCCGCCGCAGGUCCUGGCCAUGCCAUCGGCCACCUGCUCGUCUUGUCCGUGAGGCCUUCCCAGCCGGCCGGGCUCACCCCGCGGCUCCUGCACCUGUGCCUGCCCAGGGAACCUGGGGCCGUUACCCACUCCUCUUCAACCGUCAGCGACAUCUUGGGCCUUCUUUUCCAGUCAGGUGGGAUGGUGCCCCUAUGAGGCUGUGUCUUAUCCCUCGGAACACGGGCACCCCACAGAGGGUCCUGCCUCCUGUGGUCUGGAGCCCCCCCUCGAGGAAGAAACCUGUGCUUUCUGCUCGCAACUCCAUGAUGUUUGGACACCUCAGGCCCCCGAGGAUCCCUCGUCUCAGAGGCAAGUUUAACCUUCAACUUCGUUCAUUAGAUGAGCAGGUGAUCCCAGCCAGGCUCCCGAAGACGGAGAUGAGGGCAGAAGAGCCCAAAGAAGCAACGGAGGUGAAAGACCAGGUAGAGACCCAGGGGCAGGAGGACAAUAAAAGGGGCCCCUGUAGCAAUGGGGAAGCAGCCUCCACCUCUAGGCCCCUGGAGACUCAGGGAAACCUCACUUCCUCCUGGUACAAUCCCAGGCCCUUGGAGGGAAAUGUCCACCUCAAGAGCCUGACAGAAAACAACCAGACUGACAAGGCCCAGGUGCAUGCAGUGAGUUUCUACUCCAAGGGCCAUGGAGUCGCCAGUUCACACAGCCCUGCUGGAGGCAUCCUUCCCUUUGGGAAGCCUGACCCACUUCCAACAGUGCUCCCUGCCCCAGUUCCGGGCUGCUCCCUGUGGCCAGAGAAGGGGGCCUUGAAGGUGCUGGGUAAAGACCACCUGCCCAGCUCUCCAGGCUUGCUGAUGGUGGGGGAGGACAUGCAGCCCAAGGAUCCUGCAGCUCUUGGACCAAGUAGGUCUUCUCCACCCAGAGCUGCCGGCCACAGUUCCCGCAAAAGAAAACUGUCGGGGCCACCGCUGCAGCUGCAACCGACCCCUCCCCUGCAACUGAGGUGGGAUAGAGACGAGGGGCCCCCACCGGCUAAGCUUCCAUGUCUAUCUCCUGAGGCACUGUUGGUGGGUCAGGCUUCCCAAAGAGAAGGACGCCUCCAGCAGGGCAACAUGCGUAAGAACGUGAGGGUGCCAAGUAGAACAUCAAAAUUCAGGAGACUAAGAGAGCUGCUUAGGAGGAGAAAGAAGAGACGGCAGGGCAGGCGUGGUGGCCCACGCCUGUAAUCCAGCACUUUGGGAGGCCCAGGCGGGCGGAUCAGGAGGUCAAGAGAUUGAGACCUGAGGAGCAUCUCUGCCUGCACCAUCUGGGAAGUGAGGAGCGCCUCUGCCUGGCUGCCGUCCUGUCUGCGAAGCGAGGAGUGCCUCUGCCCGGCCCCCUUACACUCUGGGAAGUGAGGAGCGCUUCUGCCUGGCCACGGCCCUGUCUGGGAAGUGAGGAGUGCCUCUACCCAGCUGCCCACCAUCUGGGAAUUGAGAAGGAGCACCGCCUCUGCCCGGCCUCCACCCCAUCUGGGAAGUGACGAGCACCUCUGCCCGGCCGCCUCACGGUAUGGGAAGUCAGGAGCGCCUCUGCCCAGCCGCCCUGUCUGGGAAGUAAGGAGCGCCUCUGCCUCGCCGCCGUCCCGUCUGCGAAGUGAGGCGUGCCUCUGCCCGGCCUCCCCACCGUCUGGGAAAUGAGGAGCGCCUCUGCCCGGCCACCGUCCCAUCUGGGAAGUGAGGAGCGCUUCUGCCCAGCCACCGCCCUGUCUGGAAAGUGAGGAGCACCUCUGCCCGGCCCCCUCACCCUUUGUAAGGGAGGAGUGCCUCUGCCCAGCCCCUGCACCGUCUGGGAAGUGAGGAGCGCCUCUGCCCGGCCCCCUCACCAUCUGGGAAGUGAGGAGCGUCUCUGCCCAGCCGCUGUGCAACCUUCCACGUGUGAAGUGACAGCCUUGUGUGUGAUCUUUCUGCCCUCCCCAAGUUUGCAUUUUCGACAUUAAAGUUUACUUUUUAAUUAAAAAAAAGGAGAUCGAGAUCAUUCUGGCCAACAUGGUGAAACUCUGUCUCUACUAAAAAUACAAAAAUUAGGCGGGCAUGGUGGCUUGUGCCUGUAGUCCCAGCUACUCGGGAGGCUGAGGCAGGAGAAUGGCUUUAACCCGGGAGGUGGAGGUUGCAGUGAGCCGAGAUCGCACCACUGCACUCCAGCCUGGUGACAGAGCAAGACUCCGUCCUGAAACGAUGUUGUAAUUGAGAGCAGGAUGGUCUUUUGGGACAGGAGGAACAAGAGGUUCUGGUUACCACUCUUCAAUCAGUUCUUCUUUUUCCUUGACUGUAAGAUCAGAUCGUUCUUGUAAUUUGUAAGUCUUAGAGAAAAGAAGUCUGAUUAUCCAGAGUAUGAGAAUCCCUUCCAAAAUAAGAUGGUAAGCAGGAGCCUCGUAAAGCGCCUGUACCAUCUCCACCAGAACCCACUGCUGCGUGGCGGUCGCCAUAGUUAGCCGCUUCCUUCCCGAGGUCAAAGUUCUAAUUAAACUUUGUAGCUAAUGAUAAAAUGAAUAGCUGAUGAGAAAAAAAGGGAGCUACCAGAUCAGAAAGUAUUUGAAUUUAUGAUGUGACUGUGUAUAUACUGAUGUCAGAAGUGUGGAUGAAGUGAGGGGGUAAAGGAUUGAAUGCAGAAAGAAACCGCAGGACCCUUUUAACAGGUUAGAGGCAGAAAGAUCUAGCAUUCAUUUUGAAAAAGUGACACGUCUCACAUAGUAUACAUGCUAUGAAACAUUGUAUAAUGUAUUAUAUUAGUAACUGCACCAUUAUUUCUCACAUAUAUUAGAUAUGCUAGGAUUAUUUUCAUGUAUUAUAUGAAGCUUAGUGGCCCUUGAGGCCACGGCAGCCAUGGAGAAGGCAGGCCUGGCUCCAGGCAGCACAGAGGCACUGGAGAGCCUGGCGGGAUCUGGCUGGUCCUGCGCUCUGCUUCCAGGUUCUGGCCCUGUAACCCGGGGGACAGGGCCGGCCAAGACAGGGCCACUGGGUGCCAGCCAGCACCUGGGCCAGGUGCCAGGCGGAAGCGCUCUGGCAGAUCAGCCCCGCACCCCCAACAGCCCCACAGGGGGCCCAUCCAGGGCCACACACCUGCCCCCAGGAGCAGGACGUCCCUGAGGCUAGAGUCCAGGGGAACCGGUGGAAGGGUCUCACCCUUUGCCCUUUGACUCCUCUUGUAGGCACCCUCGCUGGGCUCCUAAGCACUCCUCCACACCCUAGCUCUGUCACCAGCCCCAUAGUGAUAUCAUAAGCUCCCAGAUGCCCAGUGUGCACCCGGCCACAGAGAAGUGGGUGACUUAGGAGUAUCCUCUCCGCUUCUCACCCUUAGUUUCGUCUGUGCACAACUCGCUCAAAAUGGGCAACUCACUAAGCGUAUUUUGUUCCUGGUUCCGCCGCAGGUCCUGGCCAUGCCAUCGGCCACCUGCUCGUC